Mucor mucedo is the source of this 1423-nucleotide messenger RNA. RefSeq names its product camp-dependent protein kinase 2. Gene Ontology annotation, cellular component: cAMP-dependent protein kinase complex; nucleus. Gene Ontology annotation, biological process: peptidyl-serine phosphorylation. NCBI's taxonomy places the organism in Eukaryota, Fungi, Mucoromycota, Mucoromycetes, Mucorales, Mucoraceae. The transcript has 6 exons. Gene Ontology annotation, molecular function: ATP binding; cAMP-dependent protein kinase activity. The record is from RefSeq and is a predicted model, not a curated record. Bases 70 to 1341 code for a protein of 423 amino acids.
CUCCUCCCCCAAUAAAAUUUCCUCCCUCCUCCUCCUCCUCUCUCCCUUUGCCACUUAAACAUAACCUUGAUGUCGUUUUUAAACAAGUUCAUAGACAAGGCAAAGUCUCGUCAUCAGUCAGACAGUGCUAGUUCGAAAGAAGUCAAAAGCAGUGACGCAAGUACCGCCACAGCUGACAUUCAUAGUCAUUCUAAAACCAGUUCAUUACAAGAUGAAGAAGUCCAAGAUAAAAGAGACGGAUAUAGUGAUGUAGCUACUACUUCGUAUAAUAGCAGUAGCAACGAACAACGGAAUUUCGAUGGAUCUUCUGGACGUAGUCGAACCACAUCGACGUACACCUCGGUCUACAAUGAUCAAUCCAUCAUUAAGCAACGCCAUGACCGUCCCAGACUUAAAUUGGCGGACUUUAACAUGUUACGUACACUUGGUACUGGCUCAUUCGGUCGUGUCCAUCUUGUCCAAUCUCGUGUCAACGCACGUUAUUAUGCUGUCAAGGUCCUUAAAAAGGCUGAAGUCGUCCGAUUGAAACAAGUCGAGCAUACAAACAAUGAAAAACAUAUUCUCGAAUCAGUCGCUCAUCCUUUUCUCGUCAAUAUGUGGGGUACCUUUCAAGAUAAUGUCAAUCUCUACAUGGUCAUGGAUUAUGUGCCUGGUGGUGAAUUAUUUUCUGUUCUCCGCCGUUCCAAGCGUUUCCCUGAUCACGUAGCAAAGUUUUAUGCUGCUGAAGUUAUUUUAGCCAUUGAAUACAUGCACUCUAAAAAUGUCAUUUAUCGUGACUUGAAGCCCGAGAAUUUGUUACUGGAUAGCCAAGGGCAUAUCAAAAUCACAGACUUUGGUUUCGCAAAGCAUGUUCCUGACAUUACCUGGACAUUAUGUGGAACCCCUGAUUACCUAGCUCCCGAGAUCAUCCAGUCAAAGGGGUACGGUAGAGCAGUAGAUUGGUGGAGUUUAGGUGUCUUGGUCUUUGAAAUGUUGGCAGGAUUUCCUCCAUUUUAUGACGAUGAUCAUUUAAAGCUCUACGAAAAGAUUUUGGCAGGCCGAGUCAAAUACCCCAAUUAUUUUAUUGUUCAUUCCAAGGACCUGUUGAAACGUUUAUUGACAGCUGAUUUAACAAAACGUUAUGGUAAUUUAAAAGAUGGAAGUGAGGACAUUAAACGACAUGCCUGGUUUCAAGGUGUGGAUUUCAAUCGCGUCUUGGCUCGUCAAAUUAGACCCCCUUAUGUUCCUAGUAUUCGUGGUGAAGGGGACGCAAGUCAUUUUGACAGAUAUCCUGAAACAGAUGAACAAUAUGGCAAUGAAACAGCUACAGAUCCCUUUAGAAAUCUCUUUCCUGACUUUUAAAAAAUAACUAUUAUAUAACUUUACACAUUCCCUCUUCUUUUUUUUAUUUCAUAAUACUAUUAUUUUUUUUUUUUACUCUUUA